AUGGUCUCGUAUCUAUUCUCUCUGAGUAGUACUCCUCUUGAACAGUUGACUCAUGAAAAAUGCAUUGAGCUCUUUCAUCAUACUAUUUACAAUGAUUUGUAUGAUAUAGCAUUGGAAAUUCUGAAAACGGAUCCAAACAUAGCAAAUGUUGGCACUGAAUGCUGGUGGGAAGCGUUGGAAAUGUUGGCUAGGAAACCUUUCUCAAUUGGCAGCGAAAGGUUCAAAGGGAUCUGCAACAAAGCUUCAAUGAAGACAUCUGUACAUCACUUAGUUGAAAAACUUUUGAAAAAGGAUGGAAUUCCAAACAACCUGAUCUUAUCAAAAUUGGUUGACAGUGAUAUGGCUUUAAUUUUUGAAGCUGCAAAAGUUGGAAAUGUUGGAUUUCUAAUUAUAAUUUCACGCUCUUAUCCUUGCCUUAUCUGGAAACAAGACGAAAACAAAAUGAGUAUUUUUCACAUAGCUAUUUUAUACCGGCAAGAGAAUGUGUUCAAUCUAAUUUAUGAGAUAGGUGCGGGCAUGAAUAGCCUUGCAUCCUAUGCUACUUUAGAAGCUAAUGAGAACAUGUUGCAUUUAGCUGGAAAAUUGGCUCCUUUAGAUCGACUUAAUAUUGUAUCAGGAUCAGCCCUUCAAAUGCAACGGGAGUUGUUGUGGUUUAAGGAGAUAGAAAAAAUUGUGCUACGGUCAUACGUGAAUAGGAAGAAUUUGAAAGGCCACACACCUAAGGAGAUAUUUAGAAAGGAGCAUAAAGAUUUGCAGAAAGAUGGUGAAAAGUGGAUGAAGGAUACAGCAAAGUAUUGCAUACUUGUGGCAACAUUGAUUACCACUAUGAUUUUUGUUGCAGCCUUCAUUGUAGUAGCUGUCAACAAUCCAGAAACAGAGACUCCUAUUUUUUUAAGAAGUAACUGGUUUAUGAAUUUGGGAAAGCAUCCCAAAGCUAAUUACACCGAAUUUGAAGCUUUACAGUUGAUCGGUGUAUUGAAGUAG
This is a messenger RNA of Corylus avellana, 984 nucleotides long. Lineage: Eukaryota; Viridiplantae; Streptophyta; Magnoliopsida; Fagales; Betulaceae. The record is from RefSeq and is a predicted model, not a curated record.